Rhea pennata is the source of this 1116-nucleotide messenger RNA. It is a transcript of the gene GAR1, whose product is annotated as GAR1 ribonucleoprotein. Gene Ontology annotation, molecular function: box H/ACA snoRNA binding. The transcript is spliced from 7 exons. Lineage: Eukaryota; Metazoa; Chordata; Aves; Rheiformes; Rheidae. Gene Ontology annotation, biological process: ribosome biogenesis; snoRNA guided rRNA pseudouridine synthesis. Gene Ontology annotation, cellular component: box H/ACA snoRNP complex. Bases 95 to 736 code for a protein of 213 amino acids. The record is from RefSeq and is a predicted model, not a curated record.
GACGCGGGCGGCCGGCGGCGCGCGCGCGCGUGCGGGGUGCGCCACGUGCGGGGGGGCGGGAGAGAAGAACUGGCUCGGCGCGAGAUAAUAGAGAAUGACUUUCCGUGGAAGAGGAAGAGGAGGUGGCUUCAAUCGUGGGGGAGGUGGUGACAGAGGUGGCUUUAAUCGUGGACGAGGUGGCUUUGGACGGGGAGGUAGUGGACGCGGAGGCUUCAACAGAGGCGGAUAUGACCAGGGCCCUCCAGAAAGGGUAGUCUUAUUGGGAGAGUUCAUGCAUCCGUGCGAAGAUGACAUUGUUUGUAAAUGUAAAACAGAAGAAAACAGAGUUCCGUACUUCAAUGCACCAGUGUACUUGGAUAAUAAGGAGCAGAUUGGCAAAGUAGAUGAAAUCUUCGGACAGCUAAGAGAUUUUUAUUUUUCAGUGAAACUAUCUGAGAAUAUGAAAGCCUCUUCAUUUAAAAAAUUGCAAAAGUUUUACAUUGAUCCAGCAAAGCUGCUACCCCUGCAGAGAUUUUUGCCAAGGCCUCCUGGAGAAAAAGGUCCUCCUAGAGGAGGUGGUAGAGGAGGACGUGGUGGUGGACGUGGAGGAGGAAGAGGUGGUGGUAGAGGUGGAGGAGGAUUCGGAGGAGGAAGAGGUGGAGGAAGAGGAGGAUUCAGAGGAGGAAGAGGUGGAGGAGGAGGAUUCAGAGGAGGAAGAGGUGGAGGAGGAGGCGGUUUCAGGGGGAGAGGAUAUUAGAAAUGGAGCCACGAGUGUCUUCCUGCUGUCUUACCAUAUGAUCUGCAAAAGUGAAGAAGAAGAUAAAUUUUCUAUCGGACCUUGAGAAAUUGUUUAUAAAAAACUUAAAACUGUAAAAUGACAAUUACUAUUACAGUUAAUGACUGUUUAUCAACACACAAAGACAACAUAGCCCCUGUUGAAGAAUUGAAGAUUGCUCAGAACAUACUUGACUUUUUUAACUAAGCCAAGAUAAUGCUAUUCUUAAACCGUUUCUUUCUUACAAACUACUUUAAUGCUUGAGUUCAUGUUGGAGUUGGGAGUAAACAAUCCUUUGGUUCUUUUUUUUUCCCCCCUUUUUUAACUCUGCAGAGUUUCUAAAUACACACCUGUGAAUUUUU